CCGAUAUCCAUCUGGAUGUGCAUAGAGAUCGUUAUGGAAUAUGAACGAGCUGUCAUUUUUAGGCUGGGCCAUAUCCGGAAAGGAGGCUCAAAAGGUCCUGGAAUAUAUUUUAUUUUGCCCUUUCUAGACCGUGCAAUCGCAGUGGAUAUGAGGACAAUAUCCUUUGAUAUAGCUCCCCAAGAAGUCCUUACAAAAGAUUCAGUGACAAUCAUGGUGGACGGCGUUGUUUAUUACCACGUUCAGAGCGCUAUUCUUUCCGUUGCAAAUGUGCUGUAUGCAGACCCGGCUACUCGCCUCCUGGCUCAGACUACCUUGAGGAAUGUCUUGGGAACCAAGGAUUUAGCUCAGAUUCUCUCCGACAGAGAGGAAAUUGCCCACAACAUGCAGGCCACCCUGGACAAGGCCACGGAUGACUGGGGCAUUAAGGUGGAGCUGGUGGAGAUCAAGGAUGUGAAACUGCCCAUCCAGCUCCAGAGAGCCAUGGCUGCUGAAGCAGAGGCAGCUCGAGAAGCUCGGGCAAAGGUUAUUGCAGCGGAGGGUGAAAGGAACGCCUCGCGGGCUCUGAGGGAAGCCGCAGCGAUCAUCAGCGAAAAUCCUGCCGCACUCCAGCUUCGGUACCUGCAAACCCUGACCACGAUUGCCACCGAGAAGAAUUCCACCAUCAUCUUCCCCCUUCCUGUAGAGAUCCUCCACUGUCUGCCCUCUUUGAAGCACUAG
Molecule: messenger RNA, 717 nt
Organism: Candoia aspera
Lineage: Eukaryota; Metazoa; Chordata; Lepidosauria; Squamata; Candoiidae
Product: stomatin-like
Exons: 6
Coding region: 16-717 (233 amino acids)
Cellular component (GO): plasma membrane
Source: RefSeq, a predicted model, not a curated record